AUGUCCCCUUUACAAUUAAAAAAACUUGGAAAUAAGCUUGUAUCCACAUUCUUAAUGCAUCCAACAAUAUCCUUGCUAUUGGCAAUUCCCCUUUUUUUUUUUAAUCGAUUCAAUUGUUUACGAGUUACAUCCAAUGCCACCUCUUCAAAGGAUCUAAAAUGGCUGAACGAAAUCAAUUAUGACAUACUAACAUGUGAUGUAUGCGAUAAUAUAAUCCCCAUGGUGGCCAUACCAAGCAAGCGCAAACACUUUCAAGACAAAAUCAGAAAAGCCAAAUCAGAGAUGUAUCAGAAUUUUGCACAAGAGAAAUUUCCGAAAGAAAACACAAGUUACAAGGAAUAUCACUCGAAUUACACCCUGAGUAGUAACUCCACCAAUGGAGAAAGAGAAAAAAAGAAAAAAAGAAAAGAACUUCACGGUGGUGGAGAUGGUGGUGGAGAUGGUGGUGGAGAUGGUGGUGGAGAUGGCGAUGGAGCUGACGAUGGUGGCAGUGAUUAUACUUUUAAUAAAAUCAUAAAUAGCCAAGAAUCGCAUGAGGAAAAAGGAAAUAUUUCCCAGGGGGAAGAUAAAUAUCACAACGCGUUUCAAAAUAAUGUGACGAACAAGUACGUCAAUGAACAAUCUGAACACGAUUCGAAAUUUAUGAACAGUGCAGGUGAAGAAGCAGAGCCAGUGCCAACUGGUGUAUUUAAAAGAAAGGAUAUUUCUUCAAUCAAGCAAGUGACGCUUCCCCUGCAGCAGUUACAAGAUAGUCAAUAUGUAGGAUACAUAAAAAUAGGCACCCCACCCCAAACAAUCAGACCAAUUUUUGAUACAGGCAGCACGAACAUAUGGGUCGUCAGCACAGAGUGUACAGAUGAAACUUGCCUGAAGGUGCACAGAUACGACCACAAGUUGUCUAGCAGCUUUCGCUUAUACAAACCGCACACGAAAUUGGAAAUUCUGUUCGGAACGGGAAUAAUUCAAGGAGAAAUAGGCAUAGAAACGUUUCACAUAGGACCAUUUAAGGUGUUAAAUCAAUCGUUUGGUCUUGUAAAAAGAGAAAUAAGGAGUGAAGCAAAAUCCAAUGUCUUUGAAAGGAUAAAUUUUGAAGGUAUAAUAGGAUUGGCAUUCCCUGAUAUGUUAUCAACAGGAAAAAUAGCGAUUUAUGAAAAGAUAAUGUCAGUUUACAAGUUUAAACAUAAUGAGUUUUCUAUUUAUAUUGGGAAGGAUAAUAAAUAUUCAGCAUUGGUGUUUGGAGGCGUAGAUAAAAGAUUUUUCGAAGGAGAUAUUUACAUGUUUCCAGUGGUACGGGAGUAUUAUUGGGAAAUAGAAUUUGAUGGACUCUACAUUGAUCAUCAGAAAUUUUGUUGUGAUUCCAGUUCAAUUGUAUAUGACUUAGAAAGGAAAAAUAAAAAAUGGAAAAAAGUAAAUUCAUUCGUUCGGAAAUACUUUAAAAAAAAAACUCAUUUGACACCAUCGAAUUUUUGGCAUCAUAGUAAUGAAGGAAAUUUCAACGCAAAAUGGAAUAACAAAGAAAAAAAUACAGAGAAAAAAGAUUCAUCUGGAAAAGACGACAUUGAUGAACAUUCUGCUUAUGAAGAACAUAAUCUUUUUGAUGAUCAUUGGGAAAAGCGAGAAAAAGGGAAAGGAAACAAAGGAUAUAUACGAAAUAAGAAACACCGAUGGAAAAGACACCUUCACAAAGUUAAGACUAGAAGAAAAGAAAAAAAAUUAAAUAAAAACAAAAAUUAUCUUAUAUUUGAUUCAGGAACAUCCUUCAAUAGUGUACCAAAGUCUGAAAUCGAGUAUUUCUUUAAAGUUGUUCCUCCAAGGAAAUGUGACGACAGCAACAUUGACGAAGUUGUGGCAAGCUACCCCAAUUUGACCUAUGUUAUUAACAACAUGCCCUUCACGCUAACACCAUCGCAGUACCUAGUUAGGAAGCACGACAUAUGCAAACCGGCAUUCAUGGAAAUCGAAGUUUCGCCUGAGUAUGGGCAUGCGUAUAUUUUGGGGAAUGCGACCUUUAUGAGAUACUACUACACAGUCUACAGACGUGGAUAUGGCCACAAAAGUUCUUACGUUGGUAUCGCCAAAGCAGUUCAUACGGAAGAUAAUGAGGAAUAUUUGAGUUCUUUGCAAAAAAAAAUGAAAGAAAUGUGA
This is a messenger RNA of Plasmodium gonderi, 2145 nucleotides long. RefSeq names its product aspartyl protease. The transcript has 8 exons. Gene Ontology annotation, molecular function: aspartic-type endopeptidase activity. The record is from RefSeq and is a predicted model, not a curated record. Gene Ontology annotation, biological process: proteolysis. Lineage: Eukaryota; Apicomplexa; Aconoidasida; Haemosporida; Plasmodiidae. Bases 1 to 2145 code for a protein of 714 amino acids.